CAUAGACGAACUUCACUUCCACCUACACAAUUUUACCAAUACCCAUUGCAAAUCUGGUUUUGUAAUCAGGUUCAUAACGGAGACUUAUAUAAAAUAAAUUCUCUACUAAUUAAUUAAUACUUGCAUAUAUUUCAAACUGUGUUUAAAGGGUAGAAAUUUUCAGAAUAAACUAUCACGAUGGCAGGGUUUGGCAACAUAGAUGAGAUGUCAAAGGAUGUGUUAGCUGGAAAAUCAUACGAAGCUUUAUUGUACUUGAUGCACAACAGGAAAAAGAGAAAACCAGAGAAGAAAUCGGAAAACGAAGAUUUACCAAAGCAUAAAGAAAAAAAAAAUAAAGUAAUCGAGAAGUUAGACGAGCCGGACACAAACGAAGAAGAAAACGAAUCCUAUGAAGAAAAGGAAAUAAUUGAUGCUCUGGCUCAUGAGGAUUUCGAUAAUGCUGAUGAGAAGGAAAGUGAAACUUCUCAAGACCCUUUCAUUAGUCACUUUGAUUGCGAGAAUAUGCAAGUCAUAAACGAAUCAAUCUCGUGUAUAAAGGCUAUGAAUUGGUCUCAAUCAUCGGAGGAAACCAAGCUAGGAAUUUCCCAAAUUUUUACACCAGAAACGGAAGAGAAAAUUCCUUACAAUUGCAUACCUAAGAGCGAUAACGUUUCUGAUCUAGGUCUGAAGCAACGAAUUUUGGAAGCUUUUAAGUCGCAAAAGCCAUCAGGGCAUUUGACGACUAUGCAAAUGGAGAUUGCCAAACAUAUGUUUAAUUAUCAGGAUGUAUUUUUUACAAACAUGAACUUUAAGAGCCACAAACUUAUUGUCUCUUUAUAUGCGUUGCACUCCUUAAAUCAUGUGUUCAAGACAAGAGAUCGUAUUUUAAAGAACAGUGCAAGACUAUCUCAAAACCCCGAGCUAGAGUUCCGGGAUCAAGGAUACACUCGGCCAAAAGUCUUGGUCCUUUUACCAACAAGAAAUAGCUGCCUGGAGUUUAUUAAUACUCUUAUAUCUUACUCAGGAGCGGAUCAAGUAGCUAAUCGUAAGCGCUUUGAGGAUGAUUUUUCAAUUGAGAAGGAAGUUAUAUCUGAAAAGAAACCUGAAGAUUUUCGUUAUUUGUUUGCCGGUAAUACUGAUGAUAUGUUUCGGAUCGGUAUUAAGUUUACCAGGAAAACCAUUAAGUUAUUUUCUCAAUUCUAUAAUUCCGAUAUUAUUGUUGCUAGUCCAUUAGGUUUACGAUUGGCUAUUGGAAAUAAAGGUGAUAAGAAAAGAGAUUUGGAUUUUUUGAGUUCCAUUGAGGUAUCGAUUAUAGACCAAGCCGAUGCUUUAUACAUGCAAAACUGGGAGCAUAUUGAAGCUAUUUUUGAUGAAAUUAAUAAUCUACCCAGGGAAGCUCAUGAUUGUGACUUUAGCCGCGUACGUCCAUGGUAUUUGGACCAGCAGUCAAAGUAUAUGAGGCAAACUGUUUUAUUUUCUCAAUAUAAUGCUUUGGAUAUUAACUCCUUUUUUUCGCAUUACAUGUUGAAUGUUGCAGGAAAAGUGAAGUUCCGUACCUUAAACCGUGGAAUUCUGAAUCAAUUAGGCUACAAAAUUAAACAAACGUAUGUUCGUGUGUCUAGUGACUCCAUCGUCAAAUUACCGGACGCUCGCUUUUUCUACUUUAUAAACUCGGUCUUGCCUCAUCUUGUUAAGAGUCCCCAAGGUGGCAUUUUAGUGUAUGUUCCUUCUUAUUUUGAUUUUGUGAGAAUACGAAAUCAUAUGGAUGACGAAGCGAUUAGUUACAGUGCCAUUUCUGAAUACUCUAGUACAUCAGAUCUAACGAGAGCUCGCACUUUAUUCCAACAGUCGAAAACCAAGAUUUUACUAUAUACCGAGCGUGCUCAUCAUUUCCGUCGGUUUGAUAUCCGUGGGGUCAAAGCUAUUGUUAUGUUUGCUCCUCCAACAAAUCCCCAGUAUUAUGUAGAGCUUGCAAGGAUGCCGAUGCGUUCAAUUACUGAAGGAAAGCUGGAUCAGGACGCUGCAAAAUGUAGAAUUCUAUUUUCGAAAUAUGACUCCAUUAGCCUUGAAGGUAUUGUUGGUUUUCAAAGGGUUCCUAAUAUGUGUCACGGAAGACACGAGGUUUUCGAAUUUGUUUGAAUUUGGAUAGGAAAGAAAAAAGAAGCCGAAAUGAAAAACUAAAUGUUUGACUCACCGGUCUAAAUUGAUAAGCCGCAUUCGUCACAAAAAAUGGUAAUAUGAAAGAAAUUGUGAGUGUUGGCGAAUCGGCUUGUUUUAUAUAGAUCCUAUAUUUUAUAGAGUGUAUAUUAACUAGGGAAAGGAAUGGUUCUAGCAAUAUAACUACAAAGUAUUUAGAAGUAUAUAAAUGCCUUCGAUUGUUAUUUUGCACUAUUGGU
Schizosaccharomyces octosporus yFS286 is the source of this 2375-nucleotide messenger RNA. Its product is annotated as U3 associated protein Utp25. Lineage: Eukaryota; Fungi; Ascomycota; Schizosaccharomycetes; Schizosaccharomycetales; Schizosaccharomycetaceae. Gene Ontology annotation, biological process: maturation of SSU-rRNA from tricistronic rRNA transcript (SSU-rRNA, 5.8S rRNA, LSU-rRNA). The transcript has a single exon. Gene Ontology annotation, molecular function: rRNA binding; U3 snoRNA binding. The record is from RefSeq and is a predicted model, not a curated record. The coding region runs from base 178 to 2118 and encodes 646 amino acids. Gene Ontology annotation, cellular component: nucleolus; small-subunit processome.